This is a messenger RNA of Stegodyphus dumicola, 6206 nucleotides long. RefSeq lists its product as uncharacterized. Gene Ontology annotation, cellular component: chromatin silencing complex. The record is from RefSeq and is a predicted model, not a curated record. Lineage: Eukaryota; Metazoa; Arthropoda; Arachnida; Araneae; Eresidae. Gene Ontology annotation, molecular function: chromatin binding; transcription cis-regulatory region binding. Gene Ontology annotation, biological process: heterochromatin formation; negative regulation of DNA-templated transcription.
CAAAUAUGUGAAUUUCAUCAGCUUGGUUGUUUGUCAUUUUGAUUAAACAUGUCAGCUUCUAAGCCUUCCUCUCGUGCAGCUGCAGUAAAGAGAGAUGGAAAUUUCCGCUAUGCCACUAGACUUCUGGCAUUGGAGAAAGGAAAACGUGUGAAUCAUCCUAAGGAAACAAAAGAAACAAAUGCUCUCAAAGCAUGUGAAUGUUUGUUUAAAUCUGAUAGCUGGAAAGGAUCAAAGAUUUCUCAAAAUUCAAAAUUCCCUGUCAAGAAAUCAACAAGCAAUAAAUGUUGUGCUGUAAAAGACAAAAAGAAAAUAACUUCUGCAAAUCAUCAUGAAAAAGUUGUCAUUGUAUCCAAGAGAUCAUCAUCUGUCAGUGUUGUCAAGUCUUGUAGUUUGCGAAAAUCAGUUUCAGUUAAAAAAGUUAGCUAUUCCACAUCUGUAGUGUUAUCUUCGGAUGAAGACAGUGAUAGUGAAGAAGAAUUGGGAGAUGAUGAUGAUGAUGAUAAUGAUAAAGAUGAUUACCCCAAAAAGAAAAGAACUAUUUUGAAACAUACUACUUCAAAAGUUAAAUCAAGUUACCGUCAGCCUAAAAAAUCAGAGAGAUCAGCAAGAAAGGCUAAAGCAAUUAAGUUAUUAUGUGAGAAAUUAUCUUCAAAUAAUAAACGAAAAGAUGUUUCUCCUACGCGAGAACUAAGGCCAAGAUUUCCGUACAGUAUGCUUCAAGAAUGGCCUACUGCUAGAGCUCAUCGUAUGGCUAGCUUAAAUGCAUUAGCUAAAGUUCAUGUGCUUUAUGAAAAUGAAGGACGGACAUCAGGAGAAAAUUUAAAUGAUGCAGAUGAGAAUACUUUGAUUGAUCUUUUAAAUGAAGAAAAUUCUGAUGAUGAAGAUGAUGUGAUAAUAAAAAAAGAAACAAAAUCUUCUGUUAAUUCUACCUACAAAAAGAAUGAGAAAGCUAAAAGCUCUGAAUCUGAUAAGGUAAAAAUUGACAAAAAGAACAAAAAUUCCAUUGCAGAAAAUAAGAUUCCAAAAAAAAGCAGGAAAAGAAAGGUACCUGAAGUGGAAAUAAUUGAUACCAGAGUGUGUAAGAGAAUGGCUAGCUUAAAUGCUCAAGCUAUAUUAGCUGCAAGUUACUUACAGGAGCCAAAACCAAAGAGAAUUUCAAAAAAGUAUGAAAAAUGUGAUAGCUCUUCUGAUACUGAUGAAAAAGAAGUAAGUCUUGAAUCCAAGUGCUUGUUAAAGAUUACAGAAACAGAAAAAGAGGAUAAAAUUAUUAAUUUGAAGGAUGCAAAAGAAAGCUGUGAUAAAUUCAAAUCCGAAACUGUAGCUGAUUCUGUGAAAGAAAAAAAAAGUAUUGAUAAAAAUUUACAUGUGUCAGAUGUUAGCAAAACUACAACCUCAGAAACUCCAUAUCACAGUAGUUGGACUGUUGAAUCUGACAUAGCAGUAUCGAAAAGUUGUGAAGAAGAAGUAAUUCCUCAUAAUGUUGAAAAAAACAGCGUAGUGUCAUCAGCUGCCUCUACUAAAGUAGGAGUAACACAGUACACAGAAGUAAGAAAAGUCCAAAUUAAUACAAGAAAGGAUAUAGAAAUCAAAGAAGAGAGUAAAUCAGAAAGAAAAAUUGAGAGAAUUCUUUCAAAUGAUGAUGUAGCUAUUACUCAGAUGUAUCGUUACCAGUCCAAAAAUGCCAGUGAAAGCUACUGUGUCCAGAUGCAAACUACAUAUAAACCAGUAUCUAAAAACCUUACACCAUCAGCCAUAACAGUAUCACCAAGCAGCCCAAUGCAUCACCAUAUUGAGCCAGUAUUUACUGGGAGGCCAAACUAUUAUGGAUGUGGAAGUCAUAGCCCCAUAAUACCUCCUCAGCCUUAUCAUGUAAAUCCUAAUGGAAACAUGCCUCCUAUUAUGAGUAUGGAUCAUCGACUCCCUCGUCACUAUGGUGGUAGUGCAUUCACUGUACCUCAUUAUCGACAUCCUCAACAUAUGCAGUUUGCACGCAGUGAUUAUGGAUAUUACCAGCCUGCUGGACCUCUGAUACAGCCACUUCAUGAUCCGUGCACUAUUCAUAAGCCAGUACCAUAUCAUCCUCAACCACAUCGUCCUCAGCCACCUCAAAGGCCUCAACCGCAAGCAUCACAUUUAGAUGUUUAUCCUCCUUGUGAUUCUCAUCAGCCUCAUCAAAACAAUUCUCCUAUAAUUUCUUCUAACCAUCCUCCAAUAUCACUCCCACAAAAUUCUGUCAUACCCUCUUGUCCUCCUUUAUUGGAAGCAACUACUCAAAAACCACAGACAUCUUUGCAUUAUAAUGCACCUCAGCCAUCUGAGAAAUCUCAAGAAAAAUGUUCAAAUGACAUCAGUUCUUCAUAUAAUCGAACAUCAAAGCCACUGCCCUCCUCAUCACUACAUUCAGCAUACUCAUCACAGAAUAAUUAUAGAGAUUUUCAGAGAGAGAAAGAAGUAUCAAAUUUGUAUGGAAAUUAUCCUCCACUGCCUUAUGAUCAAAAACUCUCCAAACAAAGUCCUUAUGAUUCAGUUUCACAGUUUCAUGAUUCUAAUAAGAACAAGUUAAGUUCUCACUUACCUCAUCCAGCAUCUCAAGAAUCAGUUCACUCCCAUAAUGCUGCAGGUGAUUCUCAUCGGGAAAAUACACAUAAUAUGCCACCACAUUCUGGAGGGAAUUUUAAGCACUUAAGUGAUAUCAUACAUUUUAAAGAACCGUCAUGGGGUAUUAAAACAAAUCAUGAUGGAAUCUCUGAUGUACCAGUAAGUUUUCUACCUUUCCAGAAUGAACCAAAUAAAGAAAUGCCUUCUAACGAUAUACAAGAAACUAUUAGGUACCCAUUACGUCCACCAUCUGUUAUUGAAAUUGUAGAAGAUAAUUCUAGAGAUACCAAAACUUAUAUUCAGUUAGAAGUACCAAAAAACAGUCAUCGGGAGAAAAUUGUUGUUGUAGAUGUAGAAAAUGAUGAUAUAGAGAGAAAAUGUGAUGAAACAAGAAUUGGUGUUAAACCAGUUCGUGAUAGCAACUCAUCUCAGGAAAACAUUAUAUCUCCAGAAAAGAAAGAAGAUUCAGUAAAAUUAGAAGUAAAGUCUACUGAAGAAAGUAUUGUAGUGAAAAAUACUAACUCUAUCCCAAGUAAAAAUGAAGAGCCUGUUAAAGAACUGCCAGAUAUUAUGGUAUUGGAAGUUAAGAAAAGGAAAGAAUCUGCUGUUGUUCGGAGGGCAAGAUUACAUGGAAAGCAAAGGACGUUUAGAGAUUGUUACAACAGACCAUUAGCACAAUUGUCAAAAACAAAGAAAAGUGAUAAUUUAGUGGCUUCAGAAGAACAUCUCAAUAAGCAUUUGCAGCCAUUGGUUUCAUUACCUCGUCUCGUUCUUCCAAAGAUAAUAGAGAAGAAACCAUCGCAUGGGUGGUCUUGGGAAGGCACUCCAGUUGAUAAACAAAUCUAUAUAUCAAAUGAUGAUCCACCUUGCAUCCGAAAAUGUUAUCCUUCUAUACGUCAUGUGGAAGGUGAUGUUAUAUGCGAGCGAGAUUGUGUACUUUUAAGAUCGGGUCCACGUAAAACUGAUGUACCAUUUGUAGCAAAAGUGACGGCUUUAUGGAAUAAUCCUACAGAUGGUGAAAUGACCAUGAGCUUACUCUGGUAUUAUCGCCCUGAACAUACAGAAACAGAGAAGAAAAUACAUCAUAUGGAGGAUGAAAUCUUUGCAUCUAAACAUAGAGAUGUAAAUAGUGUGGCAUGCAUUGAAGAUAAAUGCUAUGUGCUUACAUAUUUAGAAUACUGCAGGUAUAGAAGGAAAUGCAAAUUGGCUGAGGAUUGUACGAUAACUCCGAUAUCCGUUGUACCUGAUGGAGAAGAGUAUCCCAGGAAAAAGAAACUUCCACCCAUUAAUGUAUCACCAGACCUUGUUCUAUUCUGUAGAAAAGUAUAUGAUUAUCGUCAGAAAAGAUUACUUAAAAAUCCCAUUUUUUAAUUUCUCAUAUAUAUCAAUCUAUAUAUAUAUGAAUGAUUACCAUCUUGGUGAUGUUUUUUGUCAGAGGACCAGUUUCUAGUAAUUUAUAUGUGAGCAAAAGUGUGUAACCAUUCAUAUGGUUGUAUUGUGUAUUGUGUAUAUAUGUAACAGUUGUGGUCAUUAAUUUUGCUAUGUUGAUUAUGAUAAGAACUGAUAAUAGUUUAAUGCAAUUUGCAUUUUAUACCAUGUUCUUCAGCUUAAAGUAAUUUCUGACAAUAUUUUAAUGUAUUUCUUAUUAUAUUUUUAUAGAUUUUUAAUGUUUUAAAUUAUUUGGAUGAUUUAACUGUUAUAUUUUCUGGUGAUUGUAUGUACAUUAAAUUGAAACUAUAAUUUUUACUAUUUAGAUUGUAUGGAAUAGAAAAUAUAAUUUUCUGAACUCCUAUAUUAUUUUCGUCACAUCGAAGGAAGCAGGGUUACAUGUAUGUAUAAAAUUUAAAAGAAUAAUUUUAUAGUAAUACAUGGAGAAGUAUGAUUUUUAUAGAUUUCAUUCUAAAUUUGGUAGUGGCUGAUGUAUUCAGUAAACUUAAUUGUUAGAGAAUAUGCUUUUUUAAAAAAAUAUUUUAGAUUGUAUAAUUGUUAGAGAAUUUGCUUUUUUUAAAAUCAUUUUAGAUUGUAUCUGAAUAGAAAAUUGUAGGAUGUUUGACCAACAAAUGAAUGUUAAAAGAAUUUUACGCUUUAUAAAAGGAAUAGUUAUAUAUUCAUAUUUGAUUUCCACAUAGGAAUGUUAAAUUAUUGUAAGUAAAUCAAUUGGCUUUUAUAUUUUUAAUAUUUUACUCUACUUAUCUAUUUAAACAUGUAAGUUGAUAAUACUGUACAUAAAAAAAGGCUGAAGCUGUUACCCAAAUUAUAUUUAUCAUUAGAUGCAGAAUUUAAUGACAGUUAAAAGUAUGCCCUGCAUUAUACGUAAAAAGUAUUAUUAAAUUUGAGAUUUUAAAUAAUUUUUAUCAUUAAAUUUAGUUGAUAAAAAAUUAGGUUUGUGUGGUAAAAAUUAGGUAAAAAAAAUGCUUUUAAAAUAUUUUCUUUAAAAGUAUAUAAUACUUUUUCCUUAUUCAAUAAUAUAGUGAAGUCUACACAAUAAUGAGAAAAUUAAUUCUGUUAAGUCGUGUCUUUCAAAUGUCACUGCCAGUUUAAGUAGAAAUCCCAUGCAAUUCCUUUUUUGUAGCUGUCUAGUCUUUUUCUUGUACUGCAAUUCUCACUCAAAAAUAAAAACAUUAUUGCCUAGCUAUUGUGUUUUAAUUGAUAUGUCACUUCUUUGUAUAGUUUAUAAUCUCUCUUAAUUUUUUUACUUUUAUCUUUAAAUGCUAAAGACUAAAAUUGUGUCUUCUGCGAUUUCAUGAAGAUGGUAACAAUCAAUUUAAUAGCACAUUCCAUCAUUUUAAAAAUAUUUUUCAUUGGCCUGCCUAAAAAUAUUAGCAUAUUUUAAAAGUACUGAGAGAAUUAAGAUGUAUAUUUUGUACAAGUUAUUUCUUGGUAAAUCUGACAGUGAUAUUUAUAUAAUUUUUAACUUGAUAUUUGUAUAAUUUAUCACCUUUCUGCACUUAACAGCCUGCUGUCUUUCAUAUUAUUUUCAAUAUUCUUUAUGUAUAUUUUUUAGCAGAUAUAUUGCAUCAGUUUGUCAUGAGAACAUUUGAGACAAACAUCAGCUAUUAAUGAAGCUGAAUUUUUUAUCUCCUACCUUCAAUAAUAUUAAUUAUAUAUGCUUUCUUGAAUUAUUGAAUUCAUCUCUACUAAUCAAUUAUUUGUAAAAAAACUGUUUGAAAUUUCACAGUGGAUUAUUUUCCUUUGAUAAUAUGAUACUAAAAUUUUUCAUAAUUAAACUUUGUUGAAUAAAGGCUUUUUACGGAAAGAAUUUCCUAAAAGUGAAUAAAAAAUUAGAAGGGGGAAAUUAAUAAAUUAUUUUAAAAAAACUAUUUUGCAAUAUAAUAAUUUCUGAGAUCUCUCCAUUUUAAAUUAGUUCUUGUAGUAAUUAUUUUUAGAAUUUAAUGUGCUUGUUUUAAAGCAAAAGUUUUCUCACAUUAAAAUUAAAAUACUGCACAAACUUGUUAACCUUGAAAUUUAGCACUUGGAAGCCCGGAUUUUGGAUUUGUUUUAUUAUCUAUUUCAAGUUUUGUAAAACUUUAAUGAAUUUUUGAUUAAUAAAUUAAAUGAUUUCAAAGCAAGCAAUGGCAACACUGUACGGGAAAAAAGCACUUUUAUCU